GGAAUGUUUUUACUCUCAAAACCACGAAAACCCGGAACAUUUUGUUACAAAAGAAGAUACCAUAAGGUUAAGCCGCUCCAUACGGAUCAGACAAAUGUAUCAGCACGUAAUGAUCAGUGCACAUGGUGCGACAAAUUUUCCACCGAAAAAAGAAGAACACGUAAAGAGCUACUCCGAAACCAUGGUUUCAACUUUUCUGAAGACUCCGUUAAUCAGGUGUUUCAACAAAUAAGGCCAUUGCAGUGUAGUGUUAAAGGACCUGAAAACUCAUGUUUGAGUCAAGCGUAAAUGACAGCGUGAAGUACCUGCAUAGAGCUUUUCCUCGGGCUGCAUCCAUGGAUAAGCACAAUAUGCCGGCAACGAGUGGGAAACGCUCUUCACACCUGUUCUCGAUCAAUUCGAAUCAUUUGCCAUUUCCUGGAGAAAGGCUAUGAUGGAAGGGAGUUACACAGACUAAGCCCUUUAUGAGGCGUUGUGCGCGCAGCUCGUCACAAGUGUAGUAGUAGGUCAGGGCAAAGAAAAGUGAGCAAAGAUCCAGCAAACGCUGUCACCAGCCUCGGUUCGGACCUGCAGAUGUCCACAUCUUUUUGGGUCAGGCCAUCUCACCCAAAUCGCUAGACCAGAUCUCGUUUGCUCCGGGCAGAUAUGGCAAGGAACAUUUGCUUUCCACCAAAAAGUCGAUGCGUUGGGACCAAUGCUCAUUUGGGAUCUUGCCUGCCCCGGCACCAUAUGGCGAAGAAAUUUCACUUUCCACAACCGAAAAGACGAAAUGUCUCAGGUAUUGGAAAGCGUAUAUUCAUUGACCAUAACUACGUCAUUUCCUCCAAAGUUCAACGAAAGUUUGAUUUCAUCCGAGCUCGGAGCAAGGAAAGAGAGUAAAGGAGAAGAAAGUAGCCAUAAGGUUCAAAUAAUUGGAUACAUUUGUUCGGAAUCCAAGGAUCCGUCAGAGGUCGCACGAACUGUCUAUUGGUGUAGGAUGAGUGCGAUGAUGCAGAAGGCGGGGGCACACGUACUACUCUAAGCUGGAAAACCGUCCCGGUGCUGGAGAAAGGACGAAAGAGCAGGACAAAGACGUGGGAGGAGAACAUAUGAAUGGAAGAGGGACCACAAGACAUACUCGGGGGGAGCUUUGGGAGGAAUACAGUGAAGGAAAGAGAGAGAGAGGAGAAGUCGACGGACACUCAAGGUCAAGCUUGAUGCCUGCAUGGCAACACCGAAUGAUUAACACUUGAAAUUUGUGGUGAGCAGAGGGCCACCGUUGAGGAACAUGGCGCUUAAAGGGAAAGCUACGAGGAAGAGGUGGAUGAACAGAACACGGUAUGAAUCGUAUUAUAUUGUUGGCGAUAUGUGCCCAGGGGCGCUUUUCAGAUUUUCCGCACCUACUGCUACAAGUGUUUGGGGGUGGGGGUAGAAAUACGUGGGAACGACAGAGUGAUCUCACUGCAGGUCUAUAAUUGACUCUAUGUGACUGGGCAUGGUUCCAACAUACCCAGUUAUCCUAGAUUCUAAACUCCGAGUUUGAUGUCGAAUUUACGAAGGUGGUGAAGUCUAGCUCGUUGAGUUAGGUUGGCGACUUGGUGCUUUACAUGAACAUGGCUGCAGUGGGUCGCAUUCGCUGUGCACUUGAUUGGAAAUCGGUGACCUCGCAAAGGGUGAUUUGCCACUUUAUGUCUUCCUGUUGGAAAGAAAUCCACCUACUCACUGAAACCACCCGAUCACAGAAAAUAUCACAAGUUUUGCAUCCCAAUGAUCACGAAAGUCGACCAUCUCGGCCGGUGGUGAAGACCCCCUCGCUUGUGCGAAAGUGCUCGCAAGGUCUUAAGGAUGAAGCGUCUAAGCCUCCAUGGAUAUCGUGCAUGGUGUUCAUAACUGGCAGUUGCCCCAACCGAACCCACCACCUCCUUUUCGGGAUCUGAUAACUCUGAAGUAAUCGUAAUCUGCGAAGACUCCGUGGAGGUCCAUGGCAUCUCAGAGAUCGAUUUGGAAUCAAAAGUUCCACUCGUCCUAGGCUUCAUUGCAUGAUGCCCUCGUACCAGGGUCAAAGGGGAUUAUUGCUAGAUCGGAUGCCUACCAAUCCUGCGCUGUGUUGUACAAUUCCCAUUCCUUAGCAACUUGUAAUAGCACUCACGGUGCGUAAACCGCUCCAAAGAUCGAGUCAAGCGAAAGCUAAAGCCAAUAGUGGUUUCGGCCAUCAGCCAUCAGCCAUCCAUGAUGCCCUCCUACUCACGAAGCUAGUGUUCGAUCGAUCUUCUGCUGGUUCGAUCUUCAGCAUCACAAGGUCGUUCACCCGUUUUUACCCCUGUAGAUGUUAGACUCCACGUCACGACCUUUGAGUUUCAAAGCUAGAGGGCUGAAUCGUAAUUUCUCGCGAGCCAUUGGCUCUACAGAGAUCGAGGAUAAACACACUCUACUUUAUCCUCGAUCUCUGUAGAGUGUCUGCUCAAUAGUCAAAAGCAGGCCCUUCCGGGAACUCAAAGAAUAGAGAGUGAUUCUCUCGAUGAUUCUCUCAAUUGUAGAACCUUGAGUCCAACCACAGCUAUAGGCCGUUGUUUCGCUAUUCGCCAUCAAAUCAGUGGUCCAAUUGUUUAUCUAGAUAUUUGGGUCGUUAGAAUCCACGUCCGUAGAGGUUGCAGGUUGUCACCUUUGCAGAUCCCUCUGCUUCAGUUUCAGGGUACUGUAUUGACAUAAUAUCUGUUUGUUCCUUAAAGGACACGGAGGAAAUACCUCGUCCAAAAUCAGAAACGCGUCGUUCUGUAAAGUCUCCGCUGGUCAUCACAAAAUUACACCGUACUCUACAAGUAUUCAAUGCGUAGUUGACAGCGGCAGUGCAUGCCUCGUUCAACGACAGAGGCUGUCAGGAAUGCUCGACUGGACAAGAUACCGUCAAAAUAUCACAGCUACUAAAGAGGACUAUGCGGGGCGCCUUUGUCAACUCAGAGACGUUUUGCUGGGUUUCCACUGUGAUGACAAUUUCCUGAGUUGUCUACGAGCACGCACGAUGUGGCCUUGGAACGACGUCAGGCUCUUGCUUCUCAAGGAAGGAAAAAGCUAAAGCAGGGUUUGGGUGCCCAGGCCGCUUCGAAUGUUUAUUUCGCAGGUUUGCCUAGAAGGAAUGGUUUCUCCUGUAGGAUGGUCUGGGUCCCAUGGAGACGGACGGAUGGUUAGGUCGAUCCGCACUAGGACUCGUGAGGUCUGAUCUCCUGGGUCCGGAUCAAACAAAAUGACCAUUUCGUUUUGCCCUGUUACUGUGCGUCAUCUGUUCGGGCCAUGAUCGCAUAAGUCAUUCCGCCGUUGAGUCUGUUAUUCCGCAUGUCUUCCAAUUCAAUGUUCUGUUAAUGUAGUUUCUUGAUAACUUCCAUCUUUCACAUCUGCCUCCCUCCUUUCACAUCUGCUGAUUCUCAGAGGACGCUAUUUCUUCCAGGUCUUUGUCCGCUCAGAGCGCUCAGAGUACCUGUGAUACAUUGUCGACCACGAUUCGUAGUCCCAUCGUUCACGAUUUGUACCGUCAUAAUUCGUACCACGUCAAUGUUCUUCGCUGUAAUGACUUUGAGCGCAGUACACUUGAAAAAUUACGUCUUUGUAAGUGCUAAAGUGAACAGACACCCUUCGGCUCGCUCUGGGCAUGUUCCUGUGAUCCAAAUUAGAUAGAAUGCUGGAACAUGACACCCUCACCAGUCGAUCGAUAGAGUCUGAGGAGGAGCGUUGUUGUUUAAUAUGGGAGCUCAUAGGCUGCAACACACCCGCAGUUGAAAAUUUUCACAGUAGAAAUGAUAAUAUUCACGUGUUUAAGUCGUACUCAGAUCCGGGGGUAACCCUAUGGAUGUAUACGUACCGAGUCCUCUCACUUGCAUCAAUGUGAUUAAGGUGAAGUCUGUUACAUCGGCCGAAACUCGGUGAUACAUGGCACCACACAUG
Molecule: messenger RNA, 3915 nt
Organism: Marchantia polymorpha subsp. ruderalis
Lineage: Eukaryota; Viridiplantae; Streptophyta; Marchantiopsida; Marchantiales; Marchantiaceae
Source: the annotation of a GenBank genome assembly